GCCAGCACUGAUGCAGGGACAGCAGGAGCCCUGACCCCACAGCAUGUCCGAGCUCACUCGUCUCCAGCGUCGCUGCAGCUGGGAGCCGUUUCUCCAGGGACGCUCGCACCCUCUGGAGUGGUGGCUGGACCUGGAGCUCCAUCUUCCCAACACCUCCGCCAGUCUUCGUUUGAGAUCCCCGAUGACGUCCCGUUGCCACCGGGCUGGGAGAUGGCCAAAACACCGUCUGGGCAGAGAUACUUCCUCAAUCACAUUGAUCAAACAACAACGUGGCAAGAUCCUAGGAAGGCCAUGCUUUCCCAGAUGAACGUUACAGCUCCCACCAGUCCUUCGGUGCAGCAGAACAUCAUGAACUCAGCAUCAGGCCCACUCCCCGAUGGAUGGGAACAAGCUAUGACCCAGGAUGGAGAAAUUUACUACAUAAACCAUAAGAACAAGACCACAUCUUGGCUAGACCCAAGGCUUGACCCACGCUUUGUUUCCAGUGAUGAGCUGACGUUAAAAAGGAGCGUGGAAGAGGCUUUAAUUGACAGAGAUGAAUCUUAUUUCUCAGGACUAUUUCGUACUCCUGUAAAUCGUACAGUCUAA
This is a messenger RNA of Merops nubicus (carmine bee-eater), 588 nucleotides long. Its product is annotated as yorkie homolog. Lineage: Eukaryota; Metazoa; Chordata; Aves; Coraciiformes; Meropidae. The transcript is spliced from 4 exons. The annotation marks the transcript as partial. Gene Ontology annotation, biological process: positive regulation of transcription by RNA polymerase II; hippo signaling. Gene Ontology annotation, cellular component: cytoplasm; nucleus. The record is from RefSeq and is a predicted model, not a curated record. Gene Ontology annotation, molecular function: transcription coactivator activity; protein binding; transcription corepressor activity.